This is a messenger RNA of Impatiens glandulifera, 796 nucleotides long. RefSeq names its product PRA1 family protein D-like. Gene Ontology annotation, biological process: vesicle-mediated transport. Gene Ontology annotation, cellular component: Golgi apparatus; endoplasmic reticulum. The record is from RefSeq and is a predicted model, not a curated record. NCBI's taxonomy places the organism in Eukaryota, Viridiplantae, Streptophyta, Magnoliopsida, Ericales, Balsaminaceae. The coding region runs from base 76 to 663 and encodes 195 amino acids. The transcript has a single exon.
AUAAAAGAGUAGAGGAAUUUUCUUUGAUUCGUAUUAGUAAUAAUUUGCUUUGACUGGAAUUAAAGGCCGACGACGAUGGCUGCUGCUUCCACACCGGCCGGCGGCUAUACCAACAUCCCGCCGAUGAGCAAUCCAUUACAUCAGCUACCCACCGACUUCUCUUCCCGCGCCGCUCAAAUCCACCACUCCUUCGCCUCCGCACUCCGCCCAUGGCGAGAAUUCCUCGACAUCAACGUAAUCAGCCCUCCAAUCUCUUUAUCGGAAGCCACCUUCCGCGUCCGCAAGAAUCUCCACUACUUCCGCUUGAAUUACACGCUCCUCUCUCUUCUCGUCCUCUUCCUCAGCCUCCUCUUUCAUCCGAUCUCACUCAUCGUCUUCUUGAUAACCUUCGCCGCCUGGCUCCAUUUCUAUUUCUAUCGGGACGAGCCUGUGACGAUUUUCGACCAUCAGAUUCACGAUCUGGCGGUGCUGAUUGUUUUGAGCUUGGUGACUAUCAUUGCCCUAAUGUGGACCGGAGUUUGGCUUAACGUGUUGGUUUCGGUACUGAUUGCCGGUGGAUUGAUCUGUUUUCACGGUGCGAUGAGGUUUACGGAUGAUUUCGAUGAAGCCUCGCCUUAUGGAUCUCUGCUUGAUAGUCCUCGAGGGUCUUAUUCUCAGGUUUGAAUACGGAUUUUACAAUUUUAACUUGGAUAUUAUUAUCAUAGGUAUCAUCAUCAUCAUCAUGUACUGCCUAAGAAUUAUUAUCUUAAUUUAUUAAAAUAUUUCACUACUGGUAUUCAAUUGGUUUGCAUAUUCU